This is a messenger RNA of Megachile rotundata (alfalfa leafcutting bee), 1099 nucleotides long. RefSeq names its product BUD31-like protein (gene l(1)10Bb). NCBI's taxonomy places the organism in Eukaryota, Metazoa, Arthropoda, Insecta, Hymenoptera, Megachilidae. Gene Ontology annotation, cellular component: spliceosomal complex; nucleus. The record is from RefSeq and is a predicted model, not a curated record. Gene Ontology annotation, biological process: mRNA splicing, via spliceosome.
AGAGAAACAACCUCGAAUUUGAAAUUUGGUAUCAGGAGACUGCAUUACGAGGAGGUUCAGAAAUUUUUCGAAUCAUGCAAUUAGGAAGUUGGUACCAAGUGACCAUAAAUUAUGUGAAGGUGGCACGAUUUUCAAAUCGAAGUCCUCGAAUUUGGAAUUUAGUGGAACGUAGAAUUAUCUCGAAUCGUGACGUCAUCAAUAUCGAUUCGACUCGAUAACCCGACAUGUUCAAUUUGUUUCGCGCGCAGUUUAUGUUUGGUGAGUUUAGGUUAUGUUCGCAUAAACUGCGAGUUAAGUGUCCAGAAGAAAUGCCGAAAGUCCGAAGAAGUAAAAAGCCUCCACCGGACGGUUGGGAAUUGAUCGAGCCAACGUUGGAAGAAUUAGAACAAAAAAUGCGAGAAGCUGAAACAGAGCCUCACGAAGGCAAACGGAAACAGGAAUCUUUAUGGCCGAUAUUUAAAAUUCAUCAUCAAAAGUCACGGUAUAUCUACGAUUUGUAUUAUAGGCGAAAAGCCAUUAGUCGCGAAUUAUACGAUUAUUGCUUGAAUGAAAACAUAGCGGACAAAAACCUGAUAGCCAAAUGGAAGAAAGUGGGAUACGAAAACUUGUGCUGUUUACGCUGCAUCCAGACUAGGGAUACGAAUUUUGGAACCAACUGCAUUUGUCGAGUACCAAAAGGCAAACUGGAAGAGGGUAGAAUAGUGGAGUGUAUUCAUUGCGGCUGCAGGGGUUGUUCAGGAUAACGAUUGUCGCUGGCGAUCGGUCUUUUAUUUUUAUCAUUCUCGUUAACGUUUGUUACGCAAUUCCGUGAAAACAUUAUCGAGGACCGGCUAAAGUAUCUCUUCAAAAAUUGAUACGUUGUUAGCCGGAUAAUUGCGGAUGUUCCACCUUAAAUUCGUCGCGUGACCGAUCGAAAUACACGCGUACACCGCCAAAUAAAACCUCGCUGACAAAAUACGACAAACAUGUAUUCUGUUCUCUCAGCGCGAUGAUUUACAAUCGUUCACGCGCAACAAGACAAGAGAUUUUUUACUUAAUCGUUUAAACUAGUUGGAAGGUGACACGAUAGAAACAGAAUAAAACAGGAAUCAGAAAAUGA